AUGGCGUUCCCACCGAGACAGGGAAGACGCGCAAGACCUCAAAGGGAGGUCCUCCCCGAUUCAAGAGCUGCGCGGGAGCGGAAGACCCAACUUAUCCACCAUGACAUGCAUACGCAUAAUAUACUGUUUGGAGAUGUCGAAUCCCCCGGUGACCUCGAUCAUUACGUGCUCCCCCCGUUGAAACUUAUAGAUUUCGAAGACGCCGAGGUGCUUUCUGACCCACAGAGACCUAACCAAGCAGUUGAGUCAAAUAUAUUUAGUAUCGGAAUGAUAAUGAGAUGCAUAAUUACGGGCAGCACAAAUAUGAACGUGCAUGCCGCCCCCGUGCGGAUUAACGUUAGUGGGCUGAAUGUGACCAUCACAUCAUAUGCCAACUUUCCUUCCGCCACUUACCCAGAUAUCGACAAUGAUUCUAAAAGCCUCGUCGUCCGAUGUUGUGCUGUUAAUCCGCAGGAGAGGCCUACCCUUGAAUAUUUGUAUGAUAGAGCCCGUAGCCACCUCCGCAACCGGGAAUACGAUUACUAUCGGGAUACUCCGAGCGCACCAUACGAAAGGAAGCCAUGGAUAAGAAGACUAGUCGAGGAGUAUAUUCUGAACGCUGACACUUGA
Daldinia vernicosa is the source of this 609-nucleotide messenger RNA. RefSeq lists its product as uncharacterized. The record is from RefSeq and is a predicted model, not a curated record. Lineage: Eukaryota; Fungi; Ascomycota; Sordariomycetes; Xylariales; Hypoxylaceae. Bases 1 to 609 code for a protein of 202 amino acids. The transcript has 4 exons.